AUGGUCAAGCCUGUGCGCCAGCAACGGGACCUGGCAAACGAUGUCUCGAGUGACUGUUCUGGUGCAAGUUCGGCACCUUUAAGGUCUGAAAACUUUGAUUACUAUAUUCGCCUGGGCGAGAAUAACUUUGGUUCUGUCAUCAACGAUGCUACAAGAAGUCUACCAGGAACGUCUGGCUCAAACGUUGUGGGAGUUGAUCAGAUUCGCCGAGCUAUCGAAUAUCGGACUGUUGGAUCCAUAGGCGGAGCCCUCGGAGCUUUCAACAUGGAGACUUGGAUUGCAGUCUUGCAACUUUGGGACGAAGAAGUCGGCCUUCAGUACCCUCUACUCAACCAGUACUAUCGUGUAUCAAGGACGCAAGCGCAGUUGAGGUGGCUGAUCCUACGAUUCAAGAACUUUAUGGAACUGUUUUAG
This is a messenger RNA of Fusarium graminearum PH-1, 414 nucleotides long. RefSeq lists its product as uncharacterized. Bases 1 to 414 code for a protein of 137 amino acids. The transcript is spliced from 2 exons. NCBI's taxonomy places the organism in Eukaryota, Fungi, Ascomycota, Sordariomycetes, Hypocreales, Nectriaceae. The record is from RefSeq and is a predicted model, not a curated record.